Messenger RNA from Truncatella angustata, 864 nucleotides. Its product is annotated as ribosomal protein L1-like protein. Gene Ontology annotation, molecular function: RNA binding; structural constituent of ribosome. The coding region runs from base 90 to 743 and encodes 217 amino acids. Gene Ontology annotation, biological process: translation. The record is from RefSeq and is a predicted model, not a curated record. The transcript is spliced from 4 exons. Gene Ontology annotation, cellular component: large ribosomal subunit. Lineage: Eukaryota; Fungi; Ascomycota; Sordariomycetes; Amphisphaeriales; Sporocadaceae.
AAACGCCGAACUUUUUCGACUUCCCUUUACUACACACCAACACGAAAAAAUCCUCACCACUAGAGCAAUAUAGUGGAAGACUGCCCAUCAUGUCUAAGAUCACAGUCGCCGGAGUUCGUGGCAACAUCAAGGAUGUCCUUGACUACUCUCUCAAUGAGAAGAAGCGCAACUUUCUGGAGACCAUCGAGCUCCAGAUCGGCUUGAAGAACUACGAUCCCCAGCGUGACAAGCGUUUCUCUGGUACCAUCCGCCUGCCCACCGUCCCCCGCCCCAACAUGUCCAUCUGCAUCUUGGGUGACCAGCACGAUUUGGAUCGUGCCAAGCACGGUGGUGUCGAUGCCAUGAGCGCCGAUGACUUGAAGAAGCUCAACAAGAACAAGAAGCUCAUCAAGAAGCUUGCUCGCAAGUACGAUGCCUUCGUUGCCUCCGAGGCCUUGAUCAAGCAGAUCCCCCGUCUCUUGGGUCCUGGUCUGUCCAAGGCCGGCAAGUUCCCUACCCCCGUUUCCCACGCCGACGAUCUCGCUGGCAAGAUCACCGAGGUCAAGAGCACCAUCAAGUUCCAGCUGAAGAAGGUUCUCUGCAUGGGUGUCGCCGUCGGCAACGUCGGUAUGACCGAGGAGGAGUUGGUCGCCAACGUCAUGUUGGCCAUCAACUACCUUGUCUCCCUCCUCAAGAAGGGCUGGCAGAACGUUGGAAGCUUGGUCCUCAAGGCUUCCAUGUCUCCCCCCAAGCGCAUCUACUAAGCGGGUGUCGUAAUCGAUGGAGGAUGUAGCACUACUGGACUCACAAUGGUGCUAGCAAUAUGGACAAUAAUUUUAGCACGUUAGACAAAAGUAGCAAACAAUUGAGCGAACCUCCACCGCA